GAAAUGGCUUUUUAUCCAUCUUUAUUCCAGGUUGUUUUGACAGAGCACUCAACUAGUGAUUCUUCAAUUCUUCACCAUAAAAAUAUGGAUUGAAAAUUUGUUCGAGAGGAUCAUCAGCCUUAGUCUGCAACGAAGAAAAAGAAUACCUAUCUUUCUCCAAAAGGCACUUGAGAUUCAAACCAGUUACCAUAUGCAAGGUAUAUUUAACCUUGCUUGUUCUCCUCCAAAUGAUGGCCCCAUAAAUAGCUAUCCAAGAGAAAGUUUCCUUUCCAAGGUUUCUUCUAUUUCAAAUAAGCAAAUGCAAGUGGCUAACUGAUAUUUGAUGAUGAUAAAACAUAAUAGUCAUAGAAGAGAAACCUGAGAAUAAAACUCGUGCAAAAGAAUGGAGAAUUUAUGGAAUCAAAUGAGGGGGCAACUUACUGGUAUGGAUGAGAAGAAACCUGAUCUUGGUGCCACGAGGGAUCGCAAAAUACCUAUACAGAAAACUCAAUCUUUCAAAGCAGAGAAGAAAAGGAGUCAGAACUGGUUUCAAAAACAGCUUCCAAUGAAAAGAAGUCAUGAUUUUGACUCUUUUGAAAUCGAGCAUGCUGCUGCAGUAGCUGCUGCUGCAUUCUCGAUUAAUUUGCAAGAGGCCUCUGAGCAGACGAGUGAGACGCCGGAGACCUCAUUGGCCAAGACAAAAAGUAAGUUAGGCAGCUCAAAAUCUUCAAAGUCCCUACUUGCUAGUGCUUCCAAGAGAUUAUCAGGUUCAUUUAGAUAUAAAGAUGACCAGGGUGACAAGGUGUCAAUAUCCCCAGUUUCAGAAGAAAAGAAGCCGGAAAAGGCCAUUAUGCCUGCACCAUCAAUGAAAAAGACUUCAACUUUUAUUGAUAAGAAACCUGUUACCUCAACACCAAAAGCUCCUCCUCCUCCUCCUUCAAUUCAAAAGACUUCAAGGCAACCGAGCCCUCUAAGACAGACUACAACGGGCACAAACAUUCAGGAGGAAGAUGCAGAUGUAUGGGAGAGAACCGAGCUCAACAAGAUCCAACAAAGGUACGAGAAGCAGAAAGAGACUAUAGACUCAUGGCAAGACAAAAAGAGGAUGAAAGCCAAACGAAAGCUAAUUAAGCAUGAGAGUGAACUUGAGCGGAGAAGGUUUAAAGCUUUGGAGAAAUUUCAAAAUAAGAUGAAGUGUGUAAAUCAAGUUGCAGACAGAGCGAGAACCAAGGCUGAUGAAAACCGAAAGAAUGAAGAGCUACAAGCAAAACGGAAGGCAGGUGCAAUUCGAACAACAGGCAAACUGCCACGGAUUUAUUUCUGCUUCUGAGAUUGCCAGUUGCAUAACAUCAAAGUGUUUGGGAGGAAGAUAUGUAAAUGAUUGUUUCAUAGUAUUAUCCAUAUCUCUUAGUCAUCAUCAUUUACAGUAUAUGACCACAUGGUGCUAUAAAAAUUGCAAAACAAAACUGUAAGCUUCAACAAAUGCAUGAGCUGCUACUUGUGUAUAUCAGUUACAGUUUUUCAUGUUUUAA
Molecule: messenger RNA, 1511 nt
Organism: Lathyrus oleraceus (garden pea)
Lineage: Eukaryota; Viridiplantae; Streptophyta; Magnoliopsida; Fabales; Fabaceae
Product: remorin
Exons: 6
Coding region: 383-1309 (308 amino acids)
Source: RefSeq, a predicted model, not a curated record